Molecule: messenger RNA, 2356 nt
Organism: Sinocyclocheilus grahami
Lineage: Eukaryota; Metazoa; Chordata; Actinopteri; Cypriniformes; Cyprinidae
Gene: wnt7ba
Product: wingless-type MMTV integration site family, member 7Ba
Exons: 4
Coding region: 155-1216 (353 amino acids)
Biological process (GO): positive regulation of JNK cascade; multicellular organism development; cell fate commitment
Cellular component (GO): extracellular region
Molecular function (GO): frizzled binding; cytokine activity
Source: RefSeq, a predicted model, not a curated record
GCGGCGGGAGCACACUCUGAAUUAGCCCGUAUCGCGCAGGAGAUGACGGAUCGUGUCUCCGCGCCCGCAGCUCACGCACGGACCGCGGCGCGCAGAGCAGCAGCGUAACGUCACGGCAAAACUUCAGAAGUUCGCUUUCUCCACGCAUGUCACCAUGCGCAGCAUCUCAUCCUGCGGUGCACUGCUGUCAGUCUACUACCCCCAGAUCUUCCUCAUCCUCAGCAGCGGCAGCUACCUGGCUUUGUCUUCAGUCGUGGCUUUGGGCGCAAACAUCAUCUGCAACAAAAUCCCUGGCCUGGCUCCCAGACAGCGCGCCAUCUGCCAGAGCCGCCCAGAUGCCAUCAUCAUCAUUGGGGAAGGCGCUCAGCUGGGCAUCAACGAAUGCCAGUAUCAGUUUCGCUACGGACGGUGGAACUGCUCUGCCCUUGGCGAGAGGACUGUCUUUGGGCAAGAGCUGAGAGUAGGUAGCAAGGAGGCUGCGUUUACCUACGCCGUCACGGCAGCAGGUGUUGCCCAUGCUGUGACAGCAGCCUGUAGUCAGGGCAACCUGAGCCACUGCGGCUGUGACAGAGAAAAGCAGGGCUAUCACGACCAGGAGGAGGGCUGGAAAUGGGGCGGCUGCUCGGCAGAUGUUAAAUACGGCGUGGAGUUCUCCAGACGCUUUGUGGAUGCCCGAGAGAUUAAAAAAAAUGCAAGGAGACUAAUGAACUUGCACAAUAAUGAAGCAGGAAGAAAGGUUCUAGAGGAAAGGAUGAAGCUGGAAUGUAAAUGUCAUGGUGUCUCCGGCUCAUGUACCACAAAAACCUGUUGGACAACUCUGCCGAAAUUCCGAGAGAUCGGCUAUUUGCUUAAGGAGCGUUAUGCCACUGCGGUUGAGGUGGAGGCCAUGAGAGCCACGCGUUUUCGCCAACCCUCUUUCCUGCGUCUCAAGCAGUCCCGUGGGUACAUAAAGCCCACGGACACAGACUUGGUUUACUUGGAGCACUCGCCCAACUAUUGUGAGGAGGAUGCUGUGACGGGGAGCACGGGAACGAGAGGACGGCUGUGUAACCACACGUCCCCUCACACAGACGGGUGCAACCUGAUGUGCUGCGGCCGGGGCCACAACACCCACCAGUACACGCGCGUGUGGCAGUGCAACUGCAAGUUCCAGUGGUGCUGCUUCGUUAAGUGUAACACCUGCAGUGAAAAGACAGAGGUGUUUACCUGUAAAUGAGCGAAAGGAAGAGUUAAAAGGACAAGAAAGAAAGGCAAGAAGCCAAUGGAAAGAAACAGGAAGUGUUUGAAACAGAAAUGGAAGUGUCGAAUUGGAAGGCUUCAAUUUGCACAUCAGGCAGUCUUUAUGCAAGAAAGGCUGUUGCCAAAGGAGAACCGGGAUGGAUAAUGAAGAUGCCUUGAGAGGAAAAUGCACUGACUUCAGACUGACUUUUUGGGGAUUUCAUGCAAACAUAUGGACGCUAUAUAUAUGCAGCGCUAGGCUUUUGUAGAUAUCAGAUUCUCACAGACUUGAGGAAGGUCAGUUAGGGCCUGUCCUGAGGACCUGAUAUUGACUCAAAACUCCUAUUGGACAGUCUAAACUGCCCACAAAGGUGAUCUUUUUCAAAUGAAGACAAGAGGAACUUGUAAGAUAUCCCACCAGCUGAGCCCCUAUGGAAGUUCGAGAGGAAAGAGGUGCUGCAACUUUGCAACUCUGGAAAUGCUGGAAAGCUUCAGUCACACUGUAUCUGUUUGAACACUGAAAAAAGAACCCUUUUCCCUUCUCUUUGGAGAAAAAAAAAGACUGAAAAUGUCCAUACUGUAGAUGUCUCGUAAUGGUACACAGGAGUAAAAACUUCUAAUAUCAUUGCUACUGAUCUGUUGCUUCCAAAACACAACCUGAAACAGUAUAGGACACUGCGUAUGUAAAAAGAGCUUCUUUUGCAGUUUACCGAUGAAGAAAAGUGGCCAACUCAUUUCUACACUUAAGAAAUGUUGUGGAUACGUUGCCAAUUACUGCACUGGUGGUUAUGGCGCGUACUGUGGGCUGUAUGGAAACAAAAACCGAUUGUGUUUUUUUAUGAGAAGAGAAGCUUCCUUAGUCAUAUCAAGACUUGGCCAUGUAUGCUGCAAUGCUCUAAACGUGUGUGUGGGAAAGAAAGAGAGAGCUUUUAGAUACUUCAUAGAGUGACCAAACCAUUCUCACGAAUGCCAGAGAUAUGGGAUUCCACAUCACUGCUCCGGCGUGCACAAGGUCUAGUUAUAUUCCGCCUGAGCCAAUGGACCAUACAGAUAUGGGUCUAAAAAAAAAAUGGUUAAAUGGUCACUGGAAAUAUUUUGAGUAGCAUUUGUUUUUCAUCUAAAUUGUUUAUAUGAGUUA